CAAACGCUGAUUGCUUGCCCAGGGUCCAAUCAAAAUUAAAGAUGGCCCUGUGUUUAUUUGAUUUGCUUGCAUUGUCUUGUACCUCAUGUGGUGUACAAUGGUUUGCCUAUUUCUGAUAGACCGUGUGGUCUUUUGCUUUUCUAUGUUUUUGCUGUUUAUAACAGAUAAUUUCUUCAAUAAAAAUUCAGUUAAAAAAAUGCUGGCUGCCGUUCCAUGCACACGGUGCAGUCCAUGUCAUACUUGAGGACGCUCAGAGCCCGGUCAUGGUCUGGCACAGCAGGGGUGGGCAGGCUGGUAUGCGAUGUGGUAUUCAGCCUGUCCGCUCAGGAAUGCGGGGGAGCUGGGUGACAAGGCUGCACUAAAACCAGAUCCCCAGUCACAUCUAUCAGCGAGGAGAGAGAACAGACGGCAGGUGGCGGCGGAUGAUGCUCCGAGAUGCCAGUCUUCCGUGCAGGUCAAUUUUGUGACAUGUCAGCUGUUUGCUCUUUUCAUUGCUGUGUGGUUCCGUACUUACCUGAGUUCCCGACAAGCACAUGUUACUAUUCGUCAUGUCAUUGCCACAAUUAUAGGUGUUUACCUUGCAGUGUUUUGCUUUGGGUGGUACUCUUUGCACAUAUUUUCUUUGGUUCUUUUGAGCUACUGCAUCAUGAUCUAUGCAAGUACUGAAAAAGUACACAGUUACUCUUUUAUACUUGCCCUGGGAUACCUAACACUAUGCCAGAUUAACCGAGUGUACAUAUUUAACUAUGGUAUUCUUUCAACAGAUUUUUCUGGUCCUUUGAUGAUUGUAACACAGAAAAUUACAACAUUGGCUUUCCAGCUACAUGAUGGGAUGUGCCAACAUCAAGAUUUGCUGAGCAAGCAACAAUUACAAGAUUCUAUAAAGCAAAAACCAACUUUUCUGGAGUACAUUAGCUACCACCUCAACUUUAUGAGUAUUUUGGCCGGGCCAUGUAGCAAUUUCAAUGAGUAUGUUGGGUUUAUUGAAGGACGACAUAUACAAUCAAAGUUGCCAGAAGUCAAAGGAAAAAAAUGUGUUGAUCCUUCUCCUACUAAUGCUGUGAUAACUAAGCUACUGAUUUGUGUGGUGUCACUCAUUCUCUUCCUAACCAUAUCCAAAGCUUUUCCGCUUAAAUAUAUGUUGGACGAUAAGUUCAUUGAUGAAUCUUCAUUGUAUUGGAAACUUUUCUACCUUUAUAUUUCAACAAUGGCUUGUAAACCUAAAUAUUACUUUGCUUGGACAUUAGCUGAUGCAGUAAACAAUGCGGCAGGAUAUGGAUUUAAUGGAAUAGAUAAAGAUGGCAACUAUCGUUGGGAUUUGAUUAGUAAUCUGAAUAUAUGGAAUAUAGAGAUGGCUCAAAGUUUUAAAAUGUAUAUAGACAAUUGGAAUAUCCAGACUGGUGCUUGGUUAAAGAGAGUUUGCUAUGACAGAGCUCCAAAAUAUCGUACAGGUUUGACAUUUCUUCUUUCGGCUAUUUGGCAUGGUGUUUAUCCAGGAUACUACUUUACAUUUCUUACUGGUAUUCCUGUAAUGUGGGCUGCAAGAAGAAUGAGAAGCAUUUUUCGGCAUUACUUUAUUUCCUCAAAAUGUAGAAAAUUUGUUUAUGACGUCAUCACAUGGAUUGUUACACAGUUGGCAAUUUCCUACACUGUUGCCCCCUUUUUCCUUUUGGCCACUGAACCAACUGUUAAGUUAUACAAGUCCUUGUAUUUCUACUUCCAUAUUGUUGUAUUUAUUCUAAUUAUUCUCCUAUCAAUAAAGUCAUCUAAUAACCAUCAAGUAACUUUCCCUAAGAGGACUGCUUCAUCUACCACAAACCAUUUUAAAACAAAACAAAGCGAGAAUGUGAUAUUUCAUUCCAGAUGAGACGGAACCAUGUGCAAUGGCUACUACCUACCAAAGGGAGAGUUCAUAGGGACCAAGCUGACUAUUGCUUUUAUUUUAAAGACUGUUAUAUAUUGCAAACUUUUAAUACUUGGCUUGUCUAUUUUCUCAAUGAAUAACAUUUUGGAGUAAAUCUGUUU
This is a messenger RNA of Hyla sarda, 2025 nucleotides long. RefSeq names its product membrane bound O-acyltransferase domain containing 1 (gene MBOAT1). Gene Ontology annotation, cellular component: membrane. The record is from RefSeq and is a predicted model, not a curated record. Lineage: Eukaryota; Metazoa; Chordata; Amphibia; Anura; Hylidae. Gene Ontology annotation, biological process: lipid modification. The transcript has 13 exons. Gene Ontology annotation, molecular function: acyltransferase activity. Bases 302 to 1867 code for a protein of 521 amino acids.